Diaporthe amygdali is the source of this 1449-nucleotide messenger RNA. RefSeq lists its product as uncharacterized. Bases 1 to 1449 code for a protein of 482 amino acids. The record is from RefSeq and is a predicted model, not a curated record. NCBI's taxonomy places the organism in Eukaryota, Fungi, Ascomycota, Sordariomycetes, Diaporthales, Diaporthaceae. The transcript is spliced from 2 exons. Gene Ontology annotation, cellular component: nucleus.
AUGGAAGACAAAGACCUCGAGGCGUCCCUAGUUGCCACGGUCAAGGAGCUCUUUUCCGGCCCCAGCCGUGAAGACCUCUCCGUCAAUACCGUGCGGACCAAAUGCGAGAAGAAGCAUGACCUCGAGGACGGGUUCUUUGCCAAGGGCGAGUGGAAGACAAAGUCGAAAGAGAUCAUCAAGAACCAAGUGAACGAGCUUGUCGCAAAAGAGGAGAGCGGGGAGCCCGCGUCUUCGCAGGUGGCUCCUUCUGUAGAGGAUAAGGAGCCGUCGCCGAAGCCCAAGGGAAAGAAGGCGCAGAAGAAUGGCACCAAGCGCGCACAGCCCAAAGCGACCAAGCCCGCCCCGAAGAAGAGACAGAAGAAGGCCGCGCCAAAGGCCAAGUCGGAAUCAGAGUCCGAGCUGAGUGAACCGCCAGAAGAUGACGAGGAAGAAGAAGAGGAAGACAAUGAUGAUGAUGCAUCCGAAAAAUAUGAGGAAGAGAAGGCCAAACCCAAGAAGAGGCAACAAAAGAAGGCCAAGGCACCACAGCGCGGUCGCAAGCGAAAGGCUGCCGAGCCAGACGAAGAAGAUGAGAAAUCCUCCAUCGUGGCCGACGGAAUAGAGGUCUCGACCACGGCCGUGAAAGAGGAGGCAGACGAGAAGGAAGACUCGCCCCUGUCCGAGCCCCCCAAGAGCGAAGAGGAAGAAACCAAGCCAUCCGUGGCCGUCAAGGACGAGGGCGAUAGUAGCCCCUUGUCCUCGGUGAUUGACGACGAGCCUCCGCCUCCCAAGAAGAAGCGCAAGUCGAAGGAAGCACCCGCCAAGAAGACCAAGGCGGCCGUGGAGGAUGACGAUGGCAACAGCAGCGAGCUAUCCUCGGUGAUCGACGACGACCCGCCGGCAAAGAAGAAGCGCAAGUCCAAGGAGCCAGCGGCCAAGAAGGCAACUGCGUUGUCCAAGGGUGCCGCGGCGGAGAAGGGUAGCCCGGACGAGGCCGAGAUCAAGAAGCUGCAGGGGCAGCUGGUCAAAUGUGGCGUGCGUAAGAUCUGGGGGUUCGAGCUGAAGGGUUGCGGAAGCGACGCCAAAGCCAAGAUUCGGCACCUGCGCGGAAUGCUGCGAGACGUGGGCAUGGACGGACGGUUCUCCGAGGCCAGGGCAAGAGAGAUCAAGGAGAAGCGCGAGCUGGCGGCCGAGCUGGAGGCGGUCAACCAGAUGAACGACCUCUGGGGCGUCGAAGGGCGGCGGGGCCGGAGGUCUGCGGCGCCCAAGAAGAAUUUGAGGGAGGAUAGUGGGGAUGAUGAUGAUGAUAAUGAACAGGAUGAGCAUAAGAAGCACGCUGAUAAGGGGGUCAAGGACAAGGGUGACGGGGAGGAGGGGGAAGACAGCGAUGCGCCAAAGGUCAGCUCGCGGAGUAGGAAGGUCAGGCCGGAGCUGGCUUUCUUGGGCGACGACGACAGUGACGACGACUGA